UCUUCUCUCUGGUCGGCAGCCAUGGCUUUCUCACAGGUCCAGUGUCUGGACGACAGUCACGUCAACUGGCGAUCGAGCGAGUCCAAGCCCGAGUUCUUCUACAGCGAAGAACAGAGGUUGGCUUUGGAAGCCUUGGUCUCCAAGGGCCCCGAAGCCUUCUAUGAAGUCCUCAAGAAAGAGAAUAUCCGGGACUUCCUUUCUGAACUGGAGCUCGCAAAGAUCCUGGAUACGCUGGAGACGUAUGACCCCGGUUCGGAAUAUAUCCCCCGUGGAGACCAGAACGGAGACGUCCACAGCCAAAAUGGGGAGCAAGGCCCAUUGCCCUCUCUGGAGUAUUGGCCGGAGAAGUCCGACCGGUCCAUCCCUCAGCUGGACCUCGGGUGGCCAGAGAGCGUCGCGUACCGAGGUGUGACGCGGGCCGCUGUCUACAUGCAGCCCCCUAUCGACUAUCAGCCCCACAUCAAAGAGGUGGUCCGCAAGAUGAUCUUUCAAGCACAGAGGGUCGUGGCCGUGGUCAUGGACAUGUUCACCGACGUGGACAUCUUCAAGGACCUCAUCGACGCCGGGUUCAAGAGGAAAGUGGCCAUCUAUAUCAUCCUAGAGGAGAGCAACCUGAAAUACUUCCUCCAGAUGUGCGAAAGGGCCCAAAUGCACGCCGGCCACCUGAAGCAUCUUAGAGUCCGCACAAUGGGGGGGAACGAGUUCUUCACCCGCUCAGCUAUGAGGUUCAAGGGUGCCUUGGCUCAGAAAUUCAUGUUUGUGGAUGGCGACAAAACCAUGACUGGGUCUUACAGCUUCACCUGGUCUGCUGCAAGAACCGACAGGAAUGUCAUUUCGGUCCUCUCUGGUCAGGUGGUGGAGGCCUUUGACAAGCAGUUCCAAGAACUGUACCUUCUGUCUCGGGCAGUCAGCCUGAAGUCCAUCCCCAUGGAUGAGGAGCCGGAACCUGAGCCCGUGAUCCUGCCUUCCGUUAGUCCUGUGACCCCGGGCAAUGCUGCAGUGAAGAAACUCGUCCACCCCAAAUAUGCCCUGGUGAAGGCAAAAAGCGUUGAGCAGAUCACCAACAGCAAUCACACAAACAGUGACCAGAAUCACACUGACCAACAGAGGGCAGAAGCCAAAGGGAAGGUUAGCCUGGAAGAGCGGGCGUCCAGACAGCCAAGCGACUUUGUGGAGACAGCACCUCCUAUCCAUCCGGGGCUCCUGAACCUGGAGAAAGCCAAUAUGUUCGACUACCUGCCCACUUGGGUUGAGCCCGACCCUGAACCGGGAAGCGAGGUGUUGGGUUACAUUAACAUUAUUGACCCCAAGAUCAAAAUCAUUCAGCCCUCUCAAAUGAACCGCAUUAAAGUCUGUGAUAUCUCCCAAGCCAAAGCACAGCACAGACAGAUGCUCAAACAGAAAAUGCAGGACAGCGAAAAAAAUCAGAGCAACCAGGCUGCCCCUGCCUCCCCCUGCCGUCUCAAUACUGCUUCUUCCUCCGUCCAAAUUCCAGAGGCCCCUAACCCUACAGGACACAUUCAAAAAGCCCCUAGCCCUACAGGACACAUCCAACAGACCCCUAAUACUAAGGGACAAAUCCAGAAGGCCCUUAACCCUAUGGGACACAACCCGGAGGCCCCUAACCCUACGAGACACAACCAGGAGACCCCUAACACUACGGGACACAACCAGGAAACCCCUAAUGCUACGAGGCACAACCAGGAGAUUCCUAAAACUACGGGACACAACCAGGAGGCCCCUAACCCUACGAGACACAACCAGGAGACCCCUAACCCUACAAGACACAACCAGGAGACCCCUAAUGUUACGAGACACAACCAGGAGUCCCCUAACGCUAAAGGACACAACCAGGAGGCCCCAAAUGCCACGGAACAAAUCCAGGAGACCCCUAACCCUAGCCCAACUGAAAGGACUCCCAGCAAACCCAAAACUGGAGAUGCUUUUGCCACUUUGGCCUUUAGCGAGCACUUGAAGCAGCCCCCAUGGACAAAAGCUCAUGAGCCAACAGCGGACAAUGGCGUCACUCCCCCAGUCCCCAAACCGAGAACUGUUCACGUGACAGACUUUAUCUCCCUGAAAAGUGUACCUGUCAGGGAUGGAGCUGCCGUAGCAGAAGGCACCCAGCCGGAGCAGCUGGAAACAGACAGUGCCAGCCCAAAGUGCAAGGAAAGCCCCGCAAAGGCUGAAGACGGGGGGAGCCACUGCAGGCUGACGAGGCAAGAGGCUGUGUCUCAGAAAGCUGCCACCUGCCCCAUGAACGGGGUGCAAGGGGGCGAGGCAGAAGAGGACGAGGAAGAGGCCUACCUAACGUUCAGUGACCAGGGGAGUUUGUCGGGCAGUUCGACGGCCCACAGCCACCCACACUCCAACGCCUCCUCCAUCUCAGACGAGUACUUUGAGGUGAGAGACCGCUUUGGGCCCCUGCGCCGGACCAACUCUGAUCUCCUCCCCAAUGGAGGAGGAGGAGAGCUUAGCCCUCACGAGCACCCAGGCCUUCAGAGAAAGCUGAGCGAGCCACACGUGAGCCGGGGCACCUUUGUGAGCCCUCUAGGCAGCCCCCAGCCGGUGCUGCACGUGGGUUUGGAAGAGGCCAGCAGGCAGAGGAGGCGGAACAACAGCAUAGAAGAGAUUAGGUGCGUUUUGGGAAGGGGCCGUAGCCCACGUCCUUUACCCGAUGGCUACAAUACCUGUCCGAGCAAUGCUCCACAGGUAGGAUUAUCUGUUGUAACUUUCUAUGCAUAAUUCUUUUUUUGUACAUGCCAUGCAAACACACUGAAGUAGUUCAGUGAGACCAGCUACAAUAUUAGCAUUCCGUUUUAUUAACACAUCGGAAUAUUAAUAUGUAUAAGACACAGAGUGAUUUGGGCAACAAAGGUAGUUAUCACUUGAUAGCAGCGUCGUGGUUUAUCCCCGGGGGAACUAUCUCCACAUAUGCGUUGGGUAACAGGAAGGCUGGACUUGCACGU
Messenger RNA from Gekko japonicus, 2969 nucleotides. It is a transcript of the gene SACK1G, whose product is annotated as family with sequence similarity 83 member G. Gene Ontology annotation, cellular component: nucleus; cytosol. Lineage: Eukaryota; Metazoa; Chordata; Lepidosauria; Squamata; Gekkonidae. The record is from RefSeq and is a predicted model, not a curated record. Bases 22 to 2745 code for a protein of 907 amino acids. The transcript is spliced from 4 exons. Gene Ontology annotation, biological process: BMP signaling pathway.